Molecule: messenger RNA, 1061 nt
Organism: Cyprinodon tularosa
Lineage: Eukaryota; Metazoa; Chordata; Actinopteri; Cyprinodontiformes; Cyprinodontidae
Product: carbonic anhydrase-related protein 10-like
Exons: 7
Coding region: 1-714 (237 amino acids)
Molecular function (GO): zinc ion binding; carbonate dehydratase activity
Source: RefSeq, a predicted model, not a curated record
AUGGAGAUGGGUGGAACUAUGUACAACACAGGGAAGCAUGUGUCACUGCGGCCAGACAAAACACAUCUGGUUAACAUCUCUGGAGGACCUCUGAGUUACAGCUACCGACUGGAAGAGGUCCGUCUCCACUUUGGGAGUGAAGAUGCUCUCGGUUCAGAGCACCUCCUAAAUGGACAAGGCUUUCCUGGAGAGGUCCAACUGAUCCAUUAUAAUCAAGAUCUGUACGCCAACUACAGCGAGGCAGCUAAGAGCCCCCAUGGCAUUGCUGUGGUCUCCAUCUUCAUCAAGCUCUCAGAGAACUCUAACUCCUUCCUCAACCGAAUGCUCAACAGAGACACCAUCACCAGAAUUAACUACAAACAUGAUGCAUUCCUACUGAUGGGCCUGAACAUAGCAGACCUUUACCCCGACACUAUACGCUACAUCACCUACGAGGGCUCCAUAACGGUCCCUCCCUGCUAUGAGACCUCCACUUGGAUCAUCAUCAACAAGCCAGUUUAUGUGACACAGAUGCAGAUGCACUCUCUGCGCCUUCUCAGCCAGAAUGAGCCGUACAAGAUCUUUCUGAGUAUGAGCGACAAUACGCGGCCCGCGCAGCCUUUGCUGCAGCGCUGCAUUCGAACCAACAUUAACUUCAACAAGCAGGGCCGUGACUGUCCCAACAACCGUGCCCUCCGCCCGCAGUACAGAGUGAACCAGUGGCUCCUGAAGUAAGAUGGAAAAGGUUUGAGCGCCGCCGGAGCAGCUGGACGUCGGAAAGGGAAGGAAUGGCUUCCUUCACUCCUCCACCUGUGGGAGCUGAAUGAACCGAAGCUGCAUGGAGGAAAGAAGGACUUUACUAAGGAGAGCUUUACUAAAACAACAGCUGAGUUCAGCUAAACUGAACCUGAGACCGACUGCAGGCCUGCUACACACACCCCCACCCCCGCACACAGACAUGAUGUGGUUCAGCACGAUGCGUGUCAUAGAGAAUAAGCACAGUACUUUGUUGUGUUGUUUAAAGCCGGCCGUACACUGAAUGAUUUUUUUGCCCAUUUCGGGCCGAUUCUCCAGUCAUGUGA